AUGCCAUUGAAAAUUGAGACCGGUACCUACACGGUUAAUCCUGUCAUUAAAAAAGAAGGUGGUUCGAAGUUUUCAUUAUGGAAACAUUGGCGACGAAGUGUGCAAGUAGAAGACCGUGGAUUGGAAGAUUGGCGAAGACGAAGAGGUCCUGUACAUGGUGAAGUGGCUGGAUUAGAAGAAGCUGGAAACGGAAAUUUAACAGUGACACUGGUCUCCGAUAGUGGAGGUACAGACAGGGCCCCAAGACGAACAAGGCCCCUGUCACUGUCAGUGCAACCAUUAAAUUAUCAUCGAGUUGAUCCAGAGUUCAUUAGCACGACAAAAAAUAAACAUCCAAAUAUGACGAGCCAGGAGAGCAUCGGCAGUUGUAGCUUGGACGUCGAUCAAUCAGCCUCCGACCCAUCAGAAAAAACAGUAGAUUCUUUAUCGGAGAAAACAUUGCACAGUUUUAAUUUAUCCUUCAACGGUGAGCAAACACCAUCAGCUGAUAAUUUGCGAAACGGAAAUAGUGAAAAUCAACAGCUUAAACACGCAACUACUAACGGCAAGAGUUCAAAUGUUAACAAUGGCCAUCACUAUAAUGAAAUUGAUCAGCUGACAGUAAAGAAACCUAGUUAUCUAGGACUUUCUUGCAGUAUAAGCGGAUAUUCUGGAAUCACCAGAUACGAUAGUAAAUUGCGAGAAGGUUUCCGUUCAAGGGAUAGUAGUCCUGGAGCAAGAUUAAUUACUAGAGAAGCUAGUCCUGUUGGAUUUAGAUCUAACGAGAAUUUGAAUAUACCAUCAAAUAAAGGUUUCCCAUCGAAAAGUCAAUCGAUUUCACCUUUAGCAAUGGAUCGUCAAAAUGGAUUUACAAAUGGAACAAAGAAUAAUGGUAAAAUUGAAAAAUAUCACGAUAAUAAAAGCUCAAUAAAUUGUGAAGGAUAUUCAGAAGUUGAUAAGGGAAUUUCAUUAAAUUCAACAUAUUCGGAAAUUAGUCCCAUACGUAAUAAUGUAACAACGAAACGAAGUCCCGGAAGCAUUCACGUUGCUUCUUAUAAUCAACAAAAUAUUUCCUAUUCUUCUUCAUCGCCAAAGUCAACUACCGUUCAUGUAACGAAUACCUCGUUUAGUGAAACAAGCUUAAUCAAUGGAUCGUCACAAAAUUUUGACAAUCACUUAUUGAAUAGUUCAUCGAGUAGUGAAAAAUCAUUUAUUGAACAACGGGUGGAACGUCUUUACGGUCCAGGUGCACUUGCUCAGGGUUUCUUCUUUAAACGCAGCUCAUUUAAUAAAUCGAAUACAAGCGAUUCAAGUUUUAAUAAUAAAUCUAUUAAUCACGAUAAUAAUACUUCUAUAGAUAAUUCAAAUACAGAAGAGUCCCUGCCUGUUCUGAAACGUUUGCCGUCGGAAUUUCGUGCUCAACUUCCAGCUGUUCAUACCCGAAAGCCAACCGAUGGCUCUGAACAAAUAACAAAAUCAUUACAGAGGUUAUCAGUGGCCACUGUAAAAAACGAAGCCAAAGAAAAGAGUCCAGUAUCAGAGGAGGUUGAGAAAAAGGAUUUGAAAAACAAUUCCCUUCAACUUAGUUCGAGUACCACAAGUAUAACGGAUCAGCAACCGGCUGCACCGCAAGUAGUGCUGCCCGUUCUUGAUUCAAGUAAUUCAAAGCAAGAUAUAGAAGAAGAAAAAGAACAAGGAAAAAAAGAAGAAAAAGAAGAAGUGAUAGAAAUUGAAAAAGCAGUCAUUGAAAAAAAUGGACACUAUUUCAUGAAGUUGCUAAAAGAAGAAAGGGAUAAGCUUAUUUUAUUGGCCGAAUCAGCUGAGAAUGAACUUUCCAAUGUUGAUCCUUCAAUUUUACCCGAGGAAGCAGCUGGAAAAUUACGAUCGGCCUCUGGAAAAGCUCGACUUUUGGCUUCUCAAAAAAUGCAACAAUUCGAGGGAUUGUGUCACAAGAAUAUUAAUAAAGUAGAAGGCGAAGAAUUUCCAACGAAGAAUGAAGAUUUAGAAGGAUUCUGGGAUAUGUUAAUGUUGCAGGUUAUUCAAGUGAAUGAACUUUUUCAACAAAUUGAACGUUCAAAAAAAUCACAAUGGCAAGAGAUUGUACCCGAAAAAAGGUUGAUUACUGGCACACCGUUAAAUGGAAGUACGCCUAAACGACGUAUGACUCCUGCGCCAAAAAUGAAAGCCACACCGGCGAGUGAAGCAAAUAAAAAAGCUCGUGAAGCAAGAGAACAAUCUCGACGACAAAUGAUCGAGGACAGAAGACGAGCAAUGAAAUCAAUGAAUAAAAAUGAAAAUAAUUCUGUCGAGAUUUUUAUUCCCGAGACGUAACGGUAAAUUUCAUUUUUAACAAAUAGUUUCUUUUUAUGAUUAUUAAAAAAGAAAAUUAAAAAAGACGCUUGAAAAAUAUAUUUAUAAAAAAAAUCAAUAGAAUUUUGAAUGACGAAUUAAUUACUAUUAAUUAAUUACACUCGUCAUUCUGCUGAGAAUGUUAAAUAAAAAAAAGUAGGGGGAAAAAAUUCUAAAAUUCAAAUAACAAUAGAACAAUUAAAAUAUUUCGAAUUUUCAGCGAUUGUUAAAAGAACGAUUUUACGCUUGUUUUUAUUUAACAUUUUUAGCUAACUCACGAACAUUUUUUUUUUUUUUCGAUGAUAUGAUUAGAUUGAGAAACUUGUAAAUAUUAUGUGGAAUCGUUUUUGAUCAAUUUAUUUAUCAUUUAUAAAUUUAUUUUAUAAUAUUAACUUUAUUUGCUUAUUGCUGGAAAAAAAGGAGAAAAUUUAAGCAAAAAACUUGGACUGAAAUUGAAGCGAAUUUAAAUUAUUAUGUCAAUGUAAAUAUUGUUGAUAAUCACAUUAGCCGUUUUUAUGUCAUGCAUCAAGCAUAAUAAUGACGAUUCACGUGAAAAAAAACACAAUUUUUAAUUAUAUUUUGUAUUGUCAAAUAUUUCUAUUUUUUUAAAAACAAAGAACAUGAAAAUAGUUCUUGAACAAUUUUUUUUUUUCUAUUUAAAUCAUUCAAUAUUUCAUGAAUUGUUUUGUAAUUUACAAAAAAUUUUGUAUUUAUAAUACAAAUGUCAGUCUUUAAAAAAUGUUUAUUUAUUAUUUGUUUCAAAUGUCAUUUGUAUUGUCACAUGGAAUUUUGAUUUUUUACGCACAUAAUAUGAAAAAAAAUCAUCUUUUUAGAUAUAAAGUGUAAAAAAAAAUAGAAAAGCAAAUGUUAUUUACUAAUAAAUUCUUUAUCUAAUUUUAA
This is a messenger RNA of Leptopilina boulardi, 3228 nucleotides long. RefSeq names its product exonuclease 1-like. The transcript has 9 exons. Gene Ontology annotation, cellular component: postsynaptic specialization; glutamatergic synapse. Bases 1 to 2310 code for a protein of 769 amino acids. Gene Ontology annotation, molecular function: molecular adaptor activity. Lineage: Eukaryota; Metazoa; Arthropoda; Insecta; Hymenoptera; Figitidae. Gene Ontology annotation, biological process: signaling. The record is from RefSeq and is a predicted model, not a curated record.